GAAUUUUGUCCAGUUGGUUUGAGAGAGGUUUCUGCUUGUCGUUGAACAUAAACUCUGCGCAUCAAAAUUGUUCUUGGCCGUUUUGUUCUCUCUGCCGCUACCAUUGUUUUUUUUUCUUUUCUUUCUUUCUCUGUCUAGCCGCUCAUUCUUGGAUGCUCCCCCACAAUUUGCGACUGUUGAAUACCAUUGAAUCAGAUCAUCUGCAUCCGCUUUUAGGGCGGGGAGGUGACGUACAAAUCGAUCGACCAACAUCGCCGGUUGCCUUAGGUAGAAAAGGAAAGACAAAAAGAAAAACAACAAAAGGAAAAGAUAGAAAAGAGGUCAAAGCACAGGCAUCAGCAACCGCGCCGACUUGUUUUGCUACUCCCUGAUAGACCGACCUUCGGCAAGCCACUGGUGUUCAUCGACCGCAGAGCCCCGGCGCCUUUUCACCUUGGCCUCACAAACCGUCGCAGUGGCGCAUAACGCUCCCACUAGGUUUAGGGUCGCAAGGACCUUCAGCGGUACCGCGGGACACUCAUCCAGCCAUUCAGUUGAGGAUUUUGGUGGCCAGGUGCGGAAGCUAGCCGUGCGCGCUCGAGCUGCCUCUGCCUAACGCGAUACAAGAGAAUAGCAGCACCAGGAUCUAGCGCAGCUCUUCACACUUGCUUUCCUCAAGGAGCUGUGAAUGCGGAGGCUUUGUUCAACUCAACCUGACUUCGAUCGGAGUACAAGCUCUACAUCAACAUCACUUUGCCAUCAGUUGUUCCAGGAUCCAGAGUCCCUCACAUGCCCGCCUGUAACCGCGCUGCGCCCCUACAGUCCACCAGUAGACUGACCCGAUCGCUGUUACAAUGACAUUGCAUCCCAUAUCAACUUGUUUCCCUCCCAUGGGAGGAUCGGCCCGGUGUGCGACACCUCAUACGCCUGAGCCGAUGGAUCAAGGGAUCGACCAUGAGGCGAGGACUCCCUCUGCCCCGAGGCCGCGUCUGAGGCUCAAGAGGAGGAUGGUCCCGCAGACAUUUAGCGCCCCGACCCAGGACUUCCUCGCCUCUGUCAACGCGGCCGAUACCCCGAUACCCAGCAUAGAGGAACCUGAUAUCGUUCCGAACGAUGUGGAAAUAUCCGACAGUAUUGAGAUGAUGGCCGGCCUGGAUCAUCCAUAUGUUCAGGAUCGCAACUUGCUGACCAUCUCGUGCUACGACGAUUUCUCGCUACCCAAGACCCCUGCUCCCGAAGAUAUCCCAUCGCUUUCGCCACGGAGAUACCCAGAUUGGUCAGCCGGCUCAUCUUUCGGCAGCUCAACGGAAGACGACGAUGACGACAAUUCAAGCACCGAACCGGAUUACGAAUCCAGCAGGCCAUCGACAUCCCGCUCGACCUAUACCAACACGUCUAUAUUCAGCCGCAUGUCUCACUUUUCCGACGACCAAUGCAUGAGCCCAGAAGGGGAUUUGCCAAAGGAUGUCCGCCAUGAGAAUGAAUUUCUGCCGCUUGCUCAGAAUGCAGUUGGCAAUGGCCAGACAGUACGCUCGAAACGUCACAGAGCUCCAUGGACCAAGGAGAUGGACGCCCAUUUGUGGACUACGUUUACCACUUAUCUACAGGACCCGAGAGUCACUCCAUUCAGGACAGGAAGGAGUUGUGUGCCACCGCAUGGUGUGUGCACUCGCGUUGCUCGUGAGGCAAAACGGAGCUGGAGGGGCUCCAAGGCCACCAAGAAGGUAGAUGAUUCAACUGCUGCUGCUGCUUCAAGGCUUCAAAGUGGAAGUCUCACCCCGACCGCAGAUCACACCGCAGCGUAUAUCGAAUGGCCGCAUACUUGUGCCGCUACGAGGACUCACCUAAGAGACCUAUGCAAGCUCCAACUAGCUGCUCCCGCCCACCCGAACUUCAGGUAUUUGUCAAGAAGCCCAACACCACUUACACACACGGCUGCUCGACACUGGAACAGGCGCUCUACACCAGCCCGCUCAUCCUUCGCAACAAAGGAUAUGGGCAUGUCAUUAGCCGUCAGCACAUCUGAGAUAAUGCAGCCGUAUGGGCCACUCGCUCAGCUCACAAGUUCUGUAGAGGCUCCAGAACCAACACCAACAGAGCCAGAUCCUACUGUUCUCGCCAAUCUUGGUCAAGAUUCGAAAUCGCUUCGGUCAAUGUAUCCCGGUAUCUCGGAACCGCCUCGAGGCAGGUUGGGGUCUCCAUUCGCCCCAAAGAGUUAUGGCCCAAGCUCUUCCUUCGUCUUGUUGUCGGAGGCCAUGGGUGCAGAGAACUCUAAUCAACCACACACCGUGGGGCCACGACGGACUUUACAAUCUCCACCGCGUAUGAGCCGCACCAGCGUGGCGCGGAGAAGGACCAUAAUUGGCAACAAGCCACCACGUGACCUUCGCCACUCCCGGAAACGUGGGAGCUUGGGUAACGAUUUUUGGACCGAGCCAAGUCGUUCAAACGGCGCUAGCGAUGCUCAGGAUAAUGUUUUACCGACGGGCCGUGUCCGUGGAAAGAGUUUCCUGGAGGCGGCGUUGGCCCAGUUUCGGCCUACUGGGACUGCCGUUGCAGAGUAUAGUUCCACGAAAUCAAGCAACAGGGAUGAGCUAUUUAUACCACGCUACACAGGGUCGCUAGGCUCUUCUUCCCUGCGCACGAAGAGCGAACAGCAAUCAGUACGACUCCCCGCAUCGACAACUGCGCCGGAACUUUCGCGCAUAGCGACGAAUGAAGCUCCUCCACGAUUGGGUUCGCCGUUUCCCCUAACAUCAAACGCAACGUCGCUAAGUUUCCCAAAUCGACUCUUCGCCGCCAGCAGUGCAAACGAUACCACCCACAGGGUUCGUGAUCGGCUGUUCAAAACCGUCCAGCAGCCAUCAUCCCAGGCCGUACAGGCUGCAAGGGAACCGCCAACUGAAUCGUACGGCAGGUUGACAGGUUCUACAGGGGCCACCCCCGAGCGCAGCGGGGCAGACAGGCUCUCGCAGAGACUAGCCUACGUCGAUGACCGUCUGAAGGGGCUCCGUAGCCGCAAUGCCAACGAGGGGCACGAAGAUACGACGCCUUUUCAGUGACGACCCGAGCUUGUAAAUCAAGCCACACUCUACACUUCGUUUUAUUUGUUCAUCAUCUUCUACCAUUCUUUCUUACAUUUCACAAACUCUUUGUAAUGCUUGUUAUGUUAUUCAUGAAGCACUUAUGAUAUUUGUUUUCUUUUACCACUACAUAUUACUGUUUACCGGCCGCAUAUGAGGCUGUGCGAUGUGAUUCUGGUUGUUGGACAUGAGAGAUACCCCGCCAAGGUGAUCCCUUCAUACGCAGAGGUGGAAGAUAGGAGGGAACUUGGUCUGUUGGCGUUUUUGUUCGCUUCUUUUUGAUUCUCGUUAUUUAUUUUUGUGCUGGUUUUGUGAGCUUGUUCCGUCAGGGAAGGGCUUACUUUGAUGUUGCAAGAUUUUAACUUUUCCAAGUGAAGAUCUCCUCUCUUUGUUUCACUUUGCACAACGCAUGGUAUUGAGCGAGGCAAGCUUGGAAUCCCCACGAGGGUCAGGCAUUAGGGGACAGGUUUACAUUCUCUUUUUUUUUUUUUCUCUCUUUUACUUUAUUCCGCAUUUGCGCGGCCCGACGGACAGCGGCGGCCAACGAGUUUCCGGGAGUGUAUUCUGGAUCCUGCUGGUCUGCCCAGUUUUGUUGAUGGGAAAGCAAUGCACGGUACGAUAUGACGACAGAUAAUGACUAUUUCAUGCGUAAAUUUGUUACGCUCGAGUUCCAGCAGCCAAGUCGUUGCUAUUAUUUUGUGUCCUUGUCUCGUUAUCUACUUGCUGCAUGCAUAAUCUGCCUUGCUUCAGAC
Pyricularia oryzae 70-15 is the source of this 3814-nucleotide messenger RNA. RefSeq lists its product as uncharacterized. The record is from RefSeq and is a predicted model, not a curated record. The transcript has a single exon. Bases 834 to 3041 code for a protein of 735 amino acids. NCBI's taxonomy places the organism in Eukaryota, Fungi, Ascomycota, Sordariomycetes, Magnaporthales, Pyriculariaceae.